CCUCCUCCUCCUCCUCCGCCUCCUCCCUCUCCUUCUCCUCCCCCUCCCGGCCCCGCGCUGACAGCAGGGCCGGGGGCUCCCCCGCCGGGCUGUCUUUGCCAGGUUGACAGCGGAGGGGCGGGGGCCGCUCAGCCCGAGCCCCCGGAGCCCCUGGCGCGCCCCGGGGCCGGGAUGGAGAAACCUUCGGCUGUGGCCGCGUCCGCGUCGGAGGAGGAGGUGCUGGAGUGGCAAGUGGCGAGCCGAAAGAGGAAGGCCUGGGCCAAGUGCCGGGACUCCUGGCAAGCGUCGGAGACGGAGGAGCUCUCCACAGAAGCCACGCAGGAGGACGACGACGAGGACGACCCGGACCUGGCGGGAGAAAAGCUGCCCCCAGCUGCAGAAAGAGGAAACGUCCCAAAUGAAAAGAUCGCUAUAUGGCUCAAAGACUGUCGAACACCUUUGGGAGCGUCCCUAGAUGAACAAAGCAAUAUUACACUUAAGGGUGUGCUUUUGAAAAAUGGAGGAAGUUUUGAAGAUGAUCUGUCUUUGGGAGCUGAGGCUAACCAACUACAUGAAGGUGAUGCUCAAACUGAACCCUGCAGUAGUGUCUUGGCUAAGGAAAGACGACUUCAGUUUCAUCAGAAGGGGAGAAGUAUGAAUUCUACUGGCUCUGGAAAAAGUAGUGGAACAGUAUCAAGUGUUUCAGAACUGCUGGAACUUUAUGAAGAAGAUCCUGAGGAAAUUCUUUACAAUCUUGGAUUUGGACGAGAUGAACCAGAUAUUGCUUCUAAAAUUCCAUCAAGAUUUUUUAAUUCAUCAUCAUUUGCCAGAGGGAUAGAUAUUAAAGUAUUUUUAAGUGCUCAAAUGCAGCGGAUGGAAGUAGAAAACCCAAAUUUUGCUUUAACAAGCCGUUUUCGUCAAAUUGAAGUGCUUACCACUGUGGCCAAUGCUUUUUCUUCUUUAUAUUCUCAAGUCUCUGGGACUCCAUUGCAGAGAAUUGGUAGUGUGUCUUCUGUGAUUUCUAACAAGGAGACAGACACCCCUCCACCUUUAACUCGAAGUAACACUGCUAGUCGCUUAAUGAAAACACUAUCAAAACUGAAUUUAUGUGGGAAUCAACUAGCAGGAGAAAGUACUCCAUCCCCAACUGCUGAAAAGGGAAAAAAUUCAAGUGUCGCAGGGACUGAAGAAAAUGGCAUUAAAAGUGAUCCAAAAUCACCCAAAAGUAUAAAAAAGAAAGAUAGUUCACCUUUGUUGGCUACAGUGAAAGAAGAGGCAUCUGGUAAUCCAACAAACAUUUUGGGCAGUGUUAACAUUGAAAGACUUUCUGAUGAAGUAAAUAGUAAUUUAAGCCAAGGAACAGAAGACGAUCAAAAUAAGGAAUCCCAAAGUCAUGAAAUUAGACAAGGUGAAAAGUCUGGCAUUAUAGACUCUAAUUUCACUAGUGACUUCAACGUGUCCAGCAGUAGUGAGAUAGAAAGCAGCAGUGAGCCAAAAAAUGUACAUACAUCCAUGCCAGAUAAAGAACCAUGUGUACCGAUACCAAAUCCAUCCAUAAAGAACAUUAUGAUAUCACAAAAGGACUCCUUUGAGAUGGAAGAGGUUCAAAGUACAGAGGGAGAAGCUCCACAUGUUUCAGCCAUGCCACUAAGUCUUACCAAAUUAAAAAGAGAUCAGUUAUUGCGUACUGCAAGUCAACAUUCUGAUAGCAGUGGUUUUGCUGAAGAUUCUUCUACAGAUUGCCUUCAGAAUACAAAAGAGAUUCCUUUUCAGAUCAAUGGGAGCAGUGCUGAUAGCUGUGACAGUGAGACAACAGUUACAUCACUUGGUGAAGACCUUAUAACACCAUCUGCAAAGACCAACUUACUUAAUGACUCUGAGGAAGAAUCUUUCAUACAUCUCCAAGAAGGAAAAGAAAAGACAGCAACAACUGUUGAAAAAAGAAAGUUAGAUAAUCAGAGCCUCCUGAUACGUGAGGAUGGGACAGAGUAAGGAAGUGAACAGGUUCCCCCUAAUCAAGGAGGUCAUGUUACUGAAAGUGAAGUGAUUUACCUCCAGGAGAGACACCUUGCCUUACUUCGGGAUGCCAGUUCGGAAAGUGAUGUAGAUAAGAGUAAUGACUAUGAAUUUACCCAGUAUACAACACACCACAUUCUUAAAUCAUUGGCUUCUAUUGAGGGCAAAUGUGAUCAUCUGAGCUCUGAAAAAACUGUGUCUCUUCCUUCUUCAGUUGAUAGAGUUAAUGUGGCUUUACAGAGGGCUCAAAUGAAAGUCUGUAAUCUCUCUGAUCCUAGAGUGGGGCGUAGCCUGAUAAAAUCCAAAGAUUUGUUAAAACAAAGGUACCUAUUUGCAAAGUCUGGGUAUCCUCUAAGAAGAUCUCAGUCUUUACCUACACUUUAUGAGUCUGUAACAGUUGUGUCUUCUGUAAAUGUCCGAUUGCCCCCAGGAAAAGAGACUAGAUGUAGUCCAACUUCCUUCACCUUUAAAUAUACACCUGAAGAGGCGGAAUUAGAAAAUGAGGCAGUUGAACAAGAUAGCCAUUCUUUAGUUAAAUCUACACUCUUCAUCUCUCCAUCUGUGAAAAAAGAAACUUCACAGUGUGAAUCAACAAGUAUGGAAGAAUCAAAUCAUAGUAGGGAUUGUACCGUUUAUAAGUCCCCAGCCCCAAUCUCACAGUCUACUUGUUCACUUCAUUCUGUCCACUCUGACUGGCAAGAAAGGCCUCUAUGUGAACACAUGAGGGAACUUAGUACUCACAGUGUUCCAAACAUGUCGGGUGCCUCCUGUUGUGCCAUAGGCCCUCCUUUGGGUUGCCCAUACUCACACAGACCUAGUAACUAUUCAUAUCGUUCAUGUUCCAUGAAUCCUCCUGCCAUUGAAAUGCAGCUGCGGAUACUACAUGAUAUCAGAAAUUCACUGCAGAAUCUUUCUCAGUAUCCAGUGAUGAGAGGACAUGAUCUUGCUGCUGCCUCCCCAUAUGCUACUCAGAGAUCAUCUAUUCUACCUCUUUAUGAAAAUACUUUUCAGGAACUACAAGUAAUGAGGCGAAGUCUGAAUUUGUUCAGAACACAAAUGAUGGAUUUAGAACUGGCGAUGUUACGUCAACAAACCAUGGUUUACCAUCAUAUGACUGAAGAAGAAAGAUAUGAAGUUGAUCAACUUCAGAGUUUGAGGAAUUCAGUCAGAAUGGAACUUCAGGAACUAGAACUACAGCUAGAAGAACUACUUGGUCUGGAAGAGCAACUUCGAACUUUGCAUGUGACAUCACCUUAUCGUUCUCCAACACUCAUGGUCACUGAACUGAUGCAAGAGAGUCCAUAUUUGAAGUCUGAAUUGGGACUAGGGCUUGGAGAACUGGGUUUUGAAAUUCCUGCUGCAGAAGGUUCAGAAUCAGUUUUCUCCCAAGCCACAUCAGAUUCUUCCUCUGUGUCUGGUCCUUCUCGUGCAAAUAGAAGAGGUGGAGUAAUCUCUACUGACUCAGUUAGCAAGGCCAAGACCCAUUUGCCAAGCAAGAAGGUAUUUCGAGCUUCUGUGGCCUUAACACCAACUGCUCCUUCUAGAAUGGGCUCAGUUCAGACCCCUCCAGUUCCUGAAAAUUCUGAAGAAAUUGGAAAAGCUGAGGAAGCUACAGAGUCUGUAGAACCUAAAUCUGAAAUGGAACAAAAGCUUGAGAAUGUACCAUUGCUGCCAGCUUCUGAGGAAAGUCAGAAAAAUGUGGAGCAUGAUGAGUUACAGCAAGUCAUACGGGAGAUUAAAGAAUCUAUUGCUGGGGAAAUCAGGCGUGAAAUUGUCAGUGCUUUAGCAGCAGUCUCUUCUUCAAGUAGGACUGCUAAUUCGAGACAAGAAUAAAUAGCCAUGAAUGGGUAUUACAGGUUGAUGUGGACCAGAUUAACUAUGGACUUUUGGAAUUAUGAUGGUGUACACUGGUGGAGGUGUCAAGUUAUCUUUUACUUGUACUUCAGGAGACACUAUUGCUGCUGAGACAGGCUACUGUAUACAAUUUAUAAUGUUUAUUUCUUCUGUGCAUAUCUUAUUUUUUUAACCAUACAUAGAAAUUUUGGCACUUUGUAGAAUUAUUGGCUUUUCUAAACCAUCAAGACUGUGGCAAUUUAAAAAAAAAAACACCUAAUAUUUAUUUGUAUGUCUUUUUUUUCCAUUCAUUUCCCUGUGUAAAAUUAUAUUUUCAAACUUGAAGACUUCCAGACUUAACAGACUUAUAAAUAACAUAUUUCUUUUGUCUAGCUUCUUAAAACACUGACCUCUGUGAGGUAUUUACUGUGCAAUAACUGAUUCAUUUUUGAGAGCUUGAAACAACCAAUGAUUUUUUUUUCCCGUUGCUGUUACUUAUCGCCACUCCCAAGAAGAAGAAAAUAUUCUUUUGUAAAAAUUGCUAUGAAUUCUUGGGGAAAUUACCAGUAACAGUAUGUUUAGAAUUAAUGAAAUAACCUAAAACUACUUAAAGUUCUUACACUGUAAGCCUUAUCUCUGCACAAAACAAUUAAACCUAAUUUUAUUAUGCUUUCAUAGUAUUCUUUUUUUAAUGUGCCUUAUUUUAAACACUAUGCAUUUUUUUUUGCAUUGGCCAUAGUAUUGUAUUAUAUUAAGAAAGAAAAGUUUCCUUUUCUUUGUCUCAGACAAAAUAAAUCAAUGCUGUCAAAAUAAUGGAACUCAUGACAUGAUAGAAAUGGAUGGAGGGAACAGUUGUUUUGUGGAAAAAUGAAAGUAAUUUAGAUUUUUUUCUGCCCCACAAAUGAUUUUAUUUCAGUUUUUAUGAUAAAAAAUACAUUCUAAUGGGGGAAAAAUGAAAUAAAAGGGGCUAUUGUGUGGUUUUGUAUGUGGUCAAAUAGAUGUGUAAAGUAGCAUGUGAACAUUUGUUGGAAUUCUGUGUUUAUAACUUCCAAUUCUAUUAAUUUUUUGAGUUUAAAUUCUUAAUAAAAAAAUAGCUGAAGUAAUAAUAUUCUUUAAAAGAAGUAUAUCUAAAAAGUUUAUAAAUGUUUGGAUUAUCACACAAGCUGAUUUCUUAAAAAAAUAUUAAAACAAUAAAGUAUUU
This is a messenger RNA of Dromiciops gliroides (monito del monte), 5029 nucleotides long. It is a transcript of the gene ITPRID2, whose product is annotated as ITPR interacting domain containing 2. NCBI's taxonomy places the organism in Eukaryota, Metazoa, Chordata, Mammalia, Microbiotheria, Microbiotheriidae. Gene Ontology annotation, molecular function: signaling receptor binding. The record is from RefSeq and is a predicted model, not a curated record.